AUGGACGUAGUUCUGUCUAAGAGGCCACGUGAGGUCGAUGAGGGAGAAGGACAAGCGAAAGAUUGUUUCGUUUCCUUCAUGGGAUCAAAUUCUCUAUCGCAGAUCGAUCCGUCGCCGUCGGUUAUUUGUUACGGUGCAUUGAACGAUGCUGCAGCUCAGUGCUUGGCGAACACAACCGUCCCAGAAGAGUUACAUCUGACCAACUGCAAUGGCUAUCACAGAUUCCCCGUCACAUUCAAAGAUGGGACUUGCCUUCUUGGAAGCCGCGAAAACGAAUCUUAUGCCAUCCUUGACACACAUAGCACCAGGAAACUGGCUGUCUUGAGGGAGCUAUCCUCAGUGAAACUUGAGGCUAUAACUGAUACUGGCAACCUUCUCAAGCGUCGAAAUAAAAGUAACAGACGACAGACAUUCUCUGUGUUCAUCAAUAUCUUCGGACCUCAAGACGUUGCUUCAGAUGCAGCAAGUCGUUUAUCAAAGGCUUCUGCUUUUCUUCAACACCCCAAGUCGUUGGAGCCUGGGAUUAUCUAUUCCAAUCCUCAAUUCUUUCGUGUUCCAGGGAUGGAAGAAGACAUGAACAAAUAUGUUGGCCUAGGUGACCGUCUUUCGAGUCAGAGGAAGGCCACGAUUUCGGCGGAAAUACACAAUAUUCUUUGCUCGUUGACAAGAGUAGAAUCUUUUCAAGCGGGGCUACCACAAGGCAUUCAAGCUGUCCUCAAACCGCAUCAAGAGGAUGCAUUCAGCUUUAUCCUCCAGCGUGAGACAGAAGCGGUUUGCAACAACUUGCAAAUUGGUUUGCAACAAGUUGCUAGAGUAAGCAAUGCAACGCAACCAGCGUUCUAUGGAGGAAUUAUUGCCGACGUCAUGGGACUUGGUAAGACUUUGACGAUGCUCACAGCCAUUCUGCGCUCGUUACCCCCGACUUGUAACUUUGACAAGGGAAAUAAAAGCGAGAUGUCUACAAAAACACCAACAAGGGCAACUUUGGUUGUUGUGACCUCAGCACAGCUCAUCGAAAGCUGGAGGGCGGAAAUUACCAGACACUUUGUCCCAGGUUAUCUGAACUAUAUUGUCUUUCAUGGAUCAAAACGAACAUCCAAUAAAAACGACUUAAUCUCACCCAGCAUCGUUAUAACUACAUAUGCAACAGUGGUGGCAGACCAUGAAGGAUUUGAUGUCCUGGGGCGAAUGAACUGGUACCGAGUUGUGCUAGAUGAAGCCCACUGGAUUCGAAAUCCAACCUCCAAGCAGUUUCGCGCCGUUUCCAGUCUUACUACCAACAGAAGAUGGUGCAUAACUGGAACACCUAUUCAAAACAAAUUGGAAGAGCUGGCAUCACUCGCAUCGUUUCUUCGGCUCCCACCAUUUUCCACUAGAUCGAGCUUUCAUAGCAACAUCCUGCUACCACUCUCCCAGGGAGGACCUAAUUAUGCUAGGCCACUUCGUGCAUAUCUAGGGGCUUACUGUUUGCGAAGAACAGAAACUCACCUCAAUCUUCCUCAGUCGUCCGAGGAAACCAUUUUCCUGUCAUUCUCUCCAGAAGAGACCAAACUCUAUAAGGCAAUUCUAGAACAAUCAAGGCGCGAGAUUGAUGAACUAGUCAGUUCUGCUGCUAACAUUAGGAGAUACAACAUCCUGUUCACGGCCAUUUUGAAGAUGAGAAUGCUCUGCAAUAGAGGUACACUUUCGCCGGCUGGACGUACAGCAUAUCUCUUGCCACAAAAGCCGAGUAUAAAGUGUGGGCGAUGUUCUGAAAUUUGUGAAGAUGAUGAACUACUUUUAGAAUCUCUCUCCUUUUGUCCAGAUUGCGAUCGUCCACUUCAUAUGUCGAGCCUGGAUCCCCAUUCUCGACUCAGCCCUAUAUCGGACUGCAUGGAGAACGACAUGAUAUCUCCCGAGUCAACAUACUCAGUUGAACCUCACUCAACAAAACUGUCUUCCGUAGUAGACAACGUCAGAAACCAUGGAAUAGGGGCCAAGCAUAUCGUCUUCUCAUAUUGGACUUCCACCCUAGAUGCGUUGGAGCAGCUUUUCAACACGGCGGGCAUCUGCCAUGUCCAGAUCGACGGGCGAACCAGUUACGCAGAAAGAUCUAAUCGUCUCAACAAAUUCCGUGAGGAUCCACGGGUGACAGUACUCCUAAUGUCCAUCGAGACGGGGUCAGUGGGCUUAAACCUAACCGCAGCCAGUGUGGUUCAUAUCGUCGAGCCGCAAUGGAAUCCGUCCGUGGAGGAACAAGCAGUUGCUCGAGCGCUGCGUAUGGGUCAGACUAAAGAGGUCAAGAUCUUUCGAUAUGUCAUGAGGGGCACAGUCGAGGAGAAUAUCAUUGGCCUCCAAAAGAAGAAACGAAAGCUAGCCACUUUCACAUUUGGCGAGGAUGAUAAGGGCGCGCAAGAGAAGUUAGAGGACUUGAAAUUCGUUUUGAAUGCGGAUAUUGACAUGAGUACGACCACUCCUGACAGAGCCCGAUGA
Messenger RNA from Fusarium sp. VM40, 2472 nucleotides. The record is from the annotation of a GenBank genome assembly. NCBI's taxonomy places the organism in Eukaryota, Fungi, Ascomycota, Sordariomycetes, Hypocreales, Nectriaceae.